AUGGUGGCCCCGGGAUGGCAGAAUAAGAAGAAGCGAGGCUUGAAGAAGCGCGACGGCGCGAAUUCCAAGUCACUCAAGGCGAAAAAGGGCGCGUCCGUGAAGCACAAGGACGCGAUGAAGCGCGUGAGCGGACCGAAGCGAACGGGGAAGGCGAUUCGUAAGGCGAUCAAGGCGGAGCGACGGGCGAUUCGGAACGCGGCCGAGGAGGAGGCGAAGGGGGGAGGCGACGUGCACAUGGCGGGGUGA
Messenger RNA from Ostreococcus tauri, 246 nucleotides. RefSeq names its product unnamed product. Bases 1 to 246 code for a protein of 81 amino acids. NCBI's taxonomy places the organism in Eukaryota, Viridiplantae, Chlorophyta, Mamiellophyceae, Mamiellales, Bathycoccaceae. The transcript has a single exon. The record is from RefSeq and is a predicted model, not a curated record.